Notechis scutatus (mainland tiger snake) is the source of this 942-nucleotide messenger RNA. Lineage: Eukaryota; Metazoa; Chordata; Lepidosauria; Squamata; Elapidae. The record is from RefSeq and is a predicted model, not a curated record.
AUGACGGAACGCUUCGGCCGCCCGAUUCUGGAUCUCUUUGCAUCACCAGAGAACACGCAACUCCCGAGGUUCUUUGCUCAAUUCCCUGCCCGAGGAGCAGAAGGGGUCAACGCUCUCCGGUGCAGGGGCAAUCAGGAAAGUACUGAUAGUAAAGGCGGAAGUUCUGUUGGUAGCAUCUUACUGGCCCAGGCGUCCUUGGUUCGCCGACCUGAUGGGCCUGUCAGUUGCCAGACCCUGGAGAAUUCCCCUACACAAGAUCUACCUCAGCCAGGGCCCAAUCGAGCACCCAGAUCCAGCCUAGUUUCGGUUGACCGCCUGGCGCUUGAGCGGGGAAUCCUGAAACGGGAGAAGUUUUCCACAAAGGUCAUUCAGACCAUCCAGGCAGCCAGAAGACCUUCCAUGACCAGGAUAUAUAAGGCAACGUGGAAGAUUUUCUGCAGUUGGUGCGCUGGUCACCAAUUGGAACCCUCUGGAGUUUCUGUUGCAAAGGUAUUAGAGUUCCUGCAGGACGGGUUGGAUAAAGGUCUCGUCCCCAAUACCUUGAAGAGACAGGUGGCUGCCUUGACCUUGGUGAUUUCGGUCAAGGGCUCUACUUCUCUGUCCCAACAUCCUAGGGUGAAAGCUUUCCUUAGGGGGGCCACGAAUCUGAGGCCACCAGUGGUCCACCGCUACCCCACCUGGGAUUUGCCCAAGGUCCUGCAGGCACUAACUUCUCCCCCCUUUGAACCCUUACGUGAAGUCUGCCUUCGCCUUCUCACGUGCAAGGUGGUAUUCUUAGUGGCCAUUACCUCGGCCAGGCGUAUUUCGGAGUUGGCGGCCUUAUCCAUCAGGAAGGAUCUGUGUGUAUUCCAUGCAGACAGGGAGGAUCACAGCGCACUCAACCAGAAUUGCAGCAACCACCACAGCCUGGGCAAUGCAGGCAUCGAUUCUGGACAUUUGUAG